Molecule: messenger RNA, 989 nt
Organism: Helianthus annuus (common sunflower)
Lineage: Eukaryota; Viridiplantae; Streptophyta; Magnoliopsida; Asterales; Asteraceae
Product: probable caffeoyl-CoA O-methyltransferase At4g26220
Exons: 5
Coding region: 60-749 (229 amino acids)
Molecular function (GO): O-methyltransferase activity; S-adenosylmethionine-dependent methyltransferase activity
Source: RefSeq, a predicted model, not a curated record
GAUCCUCUUGAGUUUAUAUAUAGCUCCAAAAACUUCACAAACUAAACACACCAAGAGCAAUGGCACACAAUGGCUUGUUGCAAAGUGAUGAGCUAUACAAGUACAUCCUGGAGACUAAUGUCUACCCUCAGGAACCCGAACCGUUGAAGGAGAUCAGAGCGCUUACCGCUUCACAUCAGUUGUCUUUUAUGGGUACUUCACCAGAUGCUGGCCAGAUGAUUGAGAUGUUGUUGAAGCUCACCGGUGCGAAAAAGACCUUAGAGGUUGGGGUUUAUACGGGUUACUCGUUGCUACUAACCGCGCUUACAAUUCCUGAAGAUGGAAAGACUGUAGCGAUAGAUGUAAAUCGAGAGUUUUAUGAAAUCGGUAAGCCGCUUAUAGACAAAGCCGGGGUCGAACACAAGAUCAACUUUAUCGAAUCAGAGGCCCUUCCGGCUCUUGAUAAACUCCUCGAAGAUCCUGCUAGCAAAGGAAGCUUCGACUUUGUUUUCAUUGAUGCGGACAAAAUAAACUAUCUUAACUAUCACGAGAAAGUGAUCAACCUUGUGAAGGUGAACGGGAUCAUUGUGUAUGACAACACGCUCUGGUAUGGAUCUGUUGCCAAGUCUGAGGAUUUGGUUCCCGAAACAUUAAAAGAAGGGCGAACUAGUGUUUUAAAGUUUAACAAAGCACUUGCAAUGGACUCUCGUGUGAAAGUCUCUAUGGCUCCGUUAGGUGAUGGCAUCACCAUUUGCCGGCGUGUCUAUUAGUUAUUGUGUCGUGUCUUUCAUGUAUCAAUUCAUUGAUGUUACUCUGAUGUCGUUGUAUACCUAUUAAACGGAAUAAUAAGUAACACACUAUUAAACGGUAUCACGCUAAAUGAGUCAAACGUUAGGUCAAUAUUCCUAGCUUUUCUAUAAGGCGUGUCAUGUGUGGUCUGACAUUGCUAAAGUCAGAAAAUACACUACCAAAAACUGGACAAUUUUCGACUAUGAUUUUCCGACAAAUCA